AUGGGGUACCUGUUCAUUGCACUGGUGCUGUCCUCACUGGGGACCACGGAACGGGUGUCUGCUCUGGCCAGGUUUCAGCCGUCAAAGGACACGACGGCGGUGACGAGAAACGUCCCCGGUAGAGCUGGCGGAGAGACGCGUAAAGACCAGUCCGCAUCGCGCCCGCCGCACCUCCAGCUCCCCGUGUUUCUGCACUCGCGGUUGCCGCUGGUUAAGAAGGAGAACUUCUCUCCUGCAGGCGGUUCUGGGAAGGAGCAAAUACCCGUGAAAGUCAGGAAGAUUCUUCUACCAAAUCCAACUGAGAAUCCAACAAACGGUUCGGGGGGGUCCUCCGGUGUCAGGACCUGGUGUGAUGGGAACCAGAUGCGAGUGCAGGUCCCGAAAAGCCUCCUGGGCUCGGGACGGUUUUCCUCCCGUUUGAGACUUGGGACCUGCAAACCCACCAGCGCUACCGAGGACUACCUGUAUUUUGAACAUGACAUCGGUUCGUGCGGAAAUAACCUUACGAUCAUCAACAACCGGGUGGCCUAUCUAAAUACCCUGAGCUAUGACCCACCACGACUCUCUGGACCCAUCAGGAGAGCUGCGCCGUUCACCCUGCCCAUCUCCUGUCAGUUCAACAGGUACCAAUAUUCUUACAAAAUUGGAUACACGCCCAAAAUGCAGCUGCGCAAGAUCUUCAAGCCGAUGAAGAACAGAGCCAAAUUUGUCCUCACACCAAGAAACGCUCAGUGGAAAAGGCUUUCCCCAUCCAGUCAGUAUUUGAUUGGAAAGCCGAUGUACUUCCAGGCUGAGGGUCCAUCCAUGACCGCAGACGAAAGGCUGUACAUCAACUCCUGCUAUGCAACCCUGAAGAAGUCGUACACUUCGAUGCCUCAGUUCCCAGUCAUUGAAAACUUCGGAUGCAUGGUUGAAAGCAAAGGGGGUCGCUCCAUGUUCAUCCCAUACAAAAAGAACUUGGUGAGAUUUACUGUGGAUGCAUUCUUAUUCAGAGGGAUGACUGGGAAGCAACUUUACAUGCAUUGCACCAUGUCGGUAGGCAGCUCUGUCCCUUCUCCAGUGGCCAAGUCCUGUAACUACGACACCAAAGAAGGAAGAUGGAAGGAGUUGUACGGUCCAGCUUCAGUGUGUUCCUGCUGUGACUCCAAAUGUGACUCAAUGGCCUCUGCCGGCUCUCCGGCCACCAAGCUGGUGAGUAGCAGACCGUGGACCGUCGAGUUUGACGUGAAGUCCACUUCUCCAAAGAGGAAGACGAUCCCACCAACGGCCACAACAAGAGCAAACGUGGCUAAAAAGGUGGCAGAAACCGUGGUGACGGCACAGCCGGAGGAACGAGGGGUGACUGCGGUCACCAAGGAGGCGAAAGGCGUCAGGGAGUCGGAGGAGUGGCCCUUUGGAGGCGGAGGUGUGAAGUGGGUUGAGGAAGAAGGUGACAGGAAGCGUGUGAGGGGCUUCGCUGUGGUGGUGGAGGAGGAGGAGGUGGAGGAGAAGGUGAAGGUGAAGGAGGAGGUCACUGAGCCACGCAGAAUAUUCGAAGAGAUCUUUGAUUUUGACAAAUGA
This is a messenger RNA of Lampris incognitus (smalleye Pacific opah), 1560 nucleotides long. It is a transcript of the gene zp3d.2, whose product is annotated as zona pellucida glycoprotein 3d tandem duplicate 2. The transcript has 8 exons. Gene Ontology annotation, cellular component: extracellular matrix. The coding region runs from base 1 to 1560 and encodes 519 amino acids. Gene Ontology annotation, molecular function: acrosin binding. The record is from RefSeq and is a predicted model, not a curated record. Lineage: Eukaryota; Metazoa; Chordata; Actinopteri; Lampriformes; Lampridae. Gene Ontology annotation, biological process: egg coat formation; positive regulation of acrosome reaction; binding of sperm to zona pellucida.